Molecule: messenger RNA, 627 nt
Organism: Nematolebias whitei (Rio pearlfish)
Lineage: Eukaryota; Metazoa; Chordata; Actinopteri; Cyprinodontiformes; Rivulidae
Product: dual specificity protein phosphatase 13
Exons: 4
Coding region: 40-627 (195 amino acids)
Biological process (GO): negative regulation of MAPK cascade; protein dephosphorylation
Cellular component (GO): cytoplasm
Molecular function (GO): MAP kinase phosphatase activity; protein tyrosine/serine/threonine phosphatase activity
Source: RefSeq, a predicted model, not a curated record
UGUAAGAAGAAGCUGUGUGGAAGAAGUUUAAAACUCAGCAUGUGUUUUAGAGAUCCUCUGCAUGAACCUCCAUCCGUCUCAGAGCUGCAGGAGCUCCUGCUGGCAAACAGACGACCAACUGGACAUGUCAAUCAAGUCUGGCCAAACCUUUACCUAGGCAAUGAGGUGGCUGCUCGUGACAAGGGCACGCUCCACAGCCUGGGAAUUACUCACAUUGUAAAUGCUGCCCAUGGACCCCCCAGUCCUGGGCCUGGACCCUGUUUCUAUGUCAACACCGGCCCUCGUUUCUAUAGAGACAUGACUGUGGAUUAUUACGGGGUGGAGGCGGAUGAUGCCAUAGAUUUCAUCCUCAGCCCUUUCUUCUAUCCGACAACACGUUACAUCAGAGCUGCACUGGCCAUGGGAGGACGGGUGUUUGUUCACUGUCUGAUGGGCGUGAGCCGCUCUGCGACCUUAGUUUUAGCCUUUCUGAUGAUUGCCGAGGGCCUGAGGCUGCGGGAGGCAGCGGCUGCUGUCAGGCAGCACAGAGACAUUUGUCCCAACGCUGGCUUCCUGCAGCAGCUUCGCAGCCUCGACAUGAGCCUUGAAAGGGAGAGGAGGAGAAAGACACAGGCCCAGGCACUGUAA